This is a messenger RNA of Mustela lutreola (European mink), 3020 nucleotides long. RefSeq names its product antizyme inhibitor 2 (gene AZIN2). Gene Ontology annotation, molecular function: catalytic activity; ornithine decarboxylase activator activity. Gene Ontology annotation, cellular component: cytoplasm. Gene Ontology annotation, biological process: positive regulation of polyamine transmembrane transport; negative regulation of protein catabolic process; positive regulation of catalytic activity. The coding region runs from base 1491 to 2873 and encodes 460 amino acids. The record is from RefSeq and is a predicted model, not a curated record. The transcript is spliced from 11 exons. Lineage: Eukaryota; Metazoa; Chordata; Mammalia; Carnivora; Mustelidae.
CGGAGAGCAGGGGACUGAGAUCCAGAAAGGGAAGCGAUUCUUCCAAGGACUCCAGCAGCCCAGGGCUCUUUCUACUGCACUGCCCUGCCUCUGUCACACAGAGGGGAAUUGUCACCUUGUGGGAGAAGCAUAACAGGGUAAUGGCUUUGGGGGAGGGGAAUGAGAGAAAAAGGGAAGUCAAAGGUAACAAUGGCAAAAUUGAGAUUUGCUAAUUUUGUCUUGGGUCAAGUCUACAAUGGCCAGGGGCUAUGGAACCAGCAUCACAGAUGGUCCCACUGAGAGCCUCAGCAGCCCCAGAGGACAUCACAGAACAUCUCUGAGAACAGCUCCUGGCUUGUGGCAGGACCUGCUGAAAAGCACUGUUACUCAUUUGCUGUGACGUUAGGUUGCCCUAGUCAUUCAUUCAUUCAUUCAUUUGUUAAUUCCCUAAGUAUUUAUUGACGGUCUGCUAUCUGCUAAGUACUGUUUUAGGAGCAUGGGUUAUUUCAGUGAACACAAGAUCCUUGUCCUUAUAAAGUUUACAAUACAUAGACAAUAUAUAAAUUCCAACUAACCUAGAAAGUGAAAGGUGUAAAAGAAGAAAAAUUAAAGAGGGGCUAAGACCUGAGAAUGAAAACUGCAUAUGGAGGGUGUGGGUUGAUGUCUUUUCAAGGUGGAUUGGGUCAGCCUCCUUGAGGAGUGUAGUGAGUACGAACCUUUAAUAAAUAAAGUGUAAUAAAUAAAUGAAUGAAUAAAUAAAUAAUAUGUAGUAAGUGCAAACCCCUAUUAAAUGAAAAACAGGAACAAAUUGCAAACUAACCACAUAACAAGUAAGCCUGGACCAAAUGCGUGUAGUGAUAACAAACUAACCUCAUAGCAAAUACCACAUAGCAAGUAAGCCUAGACCAUAUGCGUGUAGUGAUAAGAUUAGCGCGGAGUAACAAGUUGUAAAUAUUUUAACUUGUGCGAAAUAUCGUAGACCAAAACAUGUUUACGACGUGUGUAUGUUUUUGGUGUGUAAGCAUAAGGAAAACAAGUGAUGUAAUAUGUUUAUGAAGGAGACUUAGCACAGUAUAUAAAGAGGCAUCGGGGUGGACUGAGGUGAAGCGAGUUCCCUGUCGGGAGGACAUCAUCGCCGGUGCUACCGACGCCCCGACAGUUUCGUUGCCGACCACUUGCUGGUUCUCAGUCUCAACUUCUGCGGUGACCUCUCUGUCUAGAUUGUGAGGCGACGUCUCCUUCUCCGUGACAACGUCAGCGGACCAUGACCGGGCCACGAUAGUGGUGCGGACCUCGUCCCAAUAAAGAUCAACAGGGGCCUCGGCUCCGCAACUGCCACUCCUCCUUGGGGUGUUGCACAAGUUUCGAGGUCACCGGCGACCCCCCCUAGCAGCGCGCCUGGCUCUGGCCCCCGCGAAGGAGGACGGGGCUUGUGUGUUGCAUACUUUCUAAGGCGGCGGGGCGGCGGGGCAGCGGCUCCAUCCAGCCCGAAACGGCUCCUCCUCCUCGGCAUGGCUGGCUACUUGAGCGAAACAGACUUUGUGAUGGUGGAGGAGGGCUUCAGCACCCGAGACCUGUUGGAGGAGCUCACUCUGGGGGCCUCACAGGCCACCGCGGGUGAUGUUGCUGCCUUCUUCGUGGCCGACCUGGGUGCUGUGGUGAGGAAGCACUUCUGCUUCCUGAAGUGCCUGCCCCGAGUCCGGCCCUUUUACACGGUCAAGUGCAACAGCAGCCCAGGUGUGCUGAAGGUCCUGGCUGAGCUGGGGCUGGGCUUCAGCUGUGCCAACAAGGCAGAGAUGGAGUUGGUCCAGCGUAUUGGCGUCCCUGCCAGUAAGAUCAUCUACGCCAACCCCUGUAAGCAAAUUGCACAGAUCAAGUACGCCGCCAAGCACGGGGUCCGGCUGCUGAGCUUUGACAACGAGAUGGAGCUGGCAAAGGUGGUAAAGGGCUACCCCAGUGCCAGGAUGGUUCUGGGCAUUGCUACUGAUGACCGUCACUCCCUGAGCCCCCUGAGCUUCAAGUUCGGAGCGUCGCUGCAAUCCUGCAGACACCUGCUUGAAAACGCCAAGAGGAGCCACGUGGAGGUAGUGGGGGUGAGUUUUCACGUUGGCAGCGGCUGUCCUGACCUUCACGCCUACGCUCAGUCCAUCGCAGACGCCCGGCUUGUGUUUGAGAUGGGCGCUGAGCUGGGCCACAGGAUGCAUCUCCUGGACCUUGGUGGUGGCUUCCCUGGAUUGGAGGGGGCCAAAGUGAGAUUCGAAGAGAUUGCUUCUGUGAUCAACUCAGCCUUGGACCUGUACUUCCCAGAGGGCUGUGGCGUGGACAUCCUUGCCAGGCUGGGGCGCUACUACGUGACUUCGGCUUUCACCUUGGCUGUCAGCAUCAUCGCCAAGAAGGAGGUUCUUCUGGACCAGCCUGUAAGGGAGGAGGAAAGUGGUUCCAUCCCCAAGACCAUCGUGUACCACCUCAGUGAGGGCGUGUAUGGGAUCUUCAACUCAGUCCUGUUUGACAACACCUGCCCUACCCCCAUCCUGCAGAAGAAAUCAUCCGCGGAUCAGCCCCUGUACAGCAGCAGCCUGUGGGGCCCUGUGGCCGACGGCCAGGACUGCGUGGCUGAGGGCCUGUGGCUGCCGCAACUACACGUAGGGGACUGGCUGGUCUUUGAGAACAUGGGCGCCUACACCGUGGGCAUGGCUUCCCUCCUUGGGGGGACCCAGACCUGCCGAGUCACCUAUGCCAUGUCCCGGGUGGCCUGGGAAGCGCUUCGAGGGCAGCUGCUGCCUACAGAGCAGGAUGAGGACACCGAGGGCAUGUGCAAGCCUCUGUCCUGUGGCUGGGAGAUCACAGACACCUUGUGCGUGGGCCCUGUCUUCACCCCGGCGAGCAUCAUGUGAGCGGACCCCGUUUCCCCCCCCCAGAGAACUCCAGCGGGGCUGCAGAGAUGCCUCUGGGAGACGUGAGGAAAGCAGCAAGCAGGGACACCCUCUGGCCAGGACUCUGGUGCUCGCUCUGCUUCCCCCCACGCUCCGCCUGUAGUGUUU